Molecule: messenger RNA, 939 nt
Organism: Portunus trituberculatus (swimming crab)
Lineage: Eukaryota; Metazoa; Arthropoda; Malacostraca; Decapoda; Portunidae
Product: gamma-aminobutyric acid receptor subunit beta-like
Exons: 4
Coding region: 342-827 (161 amino acids)
Biological process (GO): monoatomic ion transmembrane transport
Cellular component (GO): membrane
Molecular function (GO): monoatomic ion channel activity; transmembrane signaling receptor activity
Source: RefSeq, a predicted model, not a curated record
GUGAACUAUUCAAUCUAACACGGUCCUCUGUCGGUAAGCUUCUUAAUUAGAGUGGCAGGUGUUUGAAGCAGGAGCUAAAGGUAGCUGGUGAGACUCGUGGUGUUGGUGCAGCCAUUACCGACACUUGACAAUUGCAAGUGAAGCAGUUCGUGCCUAUCAAAUCCUCGUGACACUCGAUCUAAAGAAUUUCCUGUAGCACUGCCUUGAUUUGCCGGUUGUAACGGUGUAUGCGGUGAAGUGGACAGUGAACCAGUUGACAGUCAGGUACUCUCGUGUCCUCAGAGACGUCGCUGUGUCUCCGCGUCCUUCUCGUGAUUCGCCGCCACAGUUUCAUCCACGUUAUGAGUUCCUUCGUGCCCUCUUUACUCUUCGUGGUGGUGGGGUGGACUUCAUUCUUCUGGCCCGCCGAGGUGGUAGUAGGUCGAAACGGAUUGGUGAUCACCUCGCUUCUCACCAUCGCCUCCAUGUACACCGGCAUCAGGCAGACAAGUCCCACCACAAGCUACGUGAAGGCCCUGGACGUGUGGAUGUUGAUGUGCAUUCUACUCACCACUGUGCCUCUCCUGCAGUACACCCUCAUCCUGUCAUGGAGGAAGACCAGUGACAGCAGCGUAACGAAAGUAGUGCCCGGUCUGCGGCGCCCUCUGGAAUCUCUGCCACUGAAAUCUAUGAGACACGCAAGAGAUGGUUGGCCGCCUGGGAUUACCUAUCUGUUUCCUGCUCUUCAACCUUGCCUACUGGCCCUCCUACCUGACCCCGAGCCUCCACGCCCUCAAUUGAGCCGACCACCACUGUGUGCGGCGCCCUUAUGCCGCGGAGCGCUCUGAACUAAUGUGCCGAAUGUCAUGUCGUUUGUUACUCGCAUGUGUGUUGUUAUUUUGUUACUUUUUUUCGUUUUUUUUUAAAUAUUCCAUGAUAUAAAUUUUUACCAGAGCAAUA